AAAUCUAACCUUUUUCUAUGGGAAGCCAUGAUGGAAGUUUGAGAGCAGCGGAGAAACAAGAAAAGGAAAGGGGACAUGCAUGGAAAAUCGUUGAAAAUGAUUUCGUCAGAAAUACAGUAGCACAUUUUCAUCAUCAAGGUGGAGGCUGUCAAUCAACCCCGAAAUUUGUUGGAAUUGUAUGACCGUGGAUGAUUCGAUGGGAGGUAUUUUAGCGUAAAUUCGUUUUUUAAUUUUUUAAAAAUAUACGUGCUAGCUAACUAUGGAGCUAGCCAGCUAGCCAGUCGCUAUCCAGAGCCACGGUACGUGUGUGCAAGUCGUCUGUCAUAGUUCUGGCUUUGGACCGUCGGAGAGGAUCCUCUCCGCCUUUGCAGCUCAAUCACGGCGGCUGCGACGGUCUCAGAGACUUGGCGUGCUUUCAAAUUAUUGCGGUGCGAGACUUGGAGGAUUGUCUACCUUUUCACUUGGAGGAUUGUAAGCCAGUUUGUGGGAUCCUGGAAGCCGGGCCUGCGGUGGCCUUCCUUUAUGAGCCAGCAGCAGAAGCCAUUCUAGCUAACGUUAAUAGCCCUGAACGUCAGUUAGCUAGCAAGAGCUAGCUAACAUAACCAUUGACUUCAACGGGACCGCGAAAUCAACCAAGCAAAGGCAUUUUAAUAAAACACAGUACUUUAUAGUAAACUGGCAAACCCAAGGACACCUGCCAGAACCAUGGCUGCGAUAAUAAAGGAGUUUGUCAGUAGAAACAAGAGAAGAUACCAGGAAGAUGGAUUUGACUUGGACUUGACUUAUAUUUAUCCAAACAUAAUCGCUAUGGGCUUUCCUGCCCAGAGAAUCGAGGGGGUGUACAGAAACAACAUAGACGAUGUCGUACGGUUUCUAGACUCCAAGCAUAAAAAUCAUUAUAAAAUCUAUAAUCUAUGCGCUGAAAGAAAUUAUGAUGCUUCCAAAUUUAAUUGUCGUGUGGCCCAGUACCCUUUUGAGGACCAUAAUCCUCCACAGCUGGAGCUCAUUAAGCCCUUUUGUGAAGACCUUGACAAGUGGCUAAGCGAGGACGAUAAUCACGUAGCUGCCAUCCACUGCAAGGCGGGAAAAGGGCGCACCGGUGUGAUGAUAUGCGCGUACCUGCUGCACCGCGGCAAGUUCCUAAAGGCCCAGGAGGCACUGGACUUCUACGGCGAGGUUCGGACCAGAGAUAAGAAGGGAGUUACUAUCCCCAGCCAGAGGCGGUAUGUCCACUACUACAACUACCUGCUGAAGAACAACCUGGAGUACAAGCCCGUGGCGUUGCUCUUCCACAAGAUGGUUUUUGAGACCGUACCCAUGUUCAGUGGAGGCACCUGCAGGGAGACUGGUGUUAAAAACAAGAACGAGCAGAAUCCCCAUGGUUUCAGGAAAGGGAAUUGGCACUGGGAUCCCCAGUUUGUGGUCUACCAGCUGAAAGUGAAGAUCCACACUUCGAACCCCAUUCACACGCGACGCGAGGACAAGUACAUGAUCUUCGAGUUUCCUCAGCCUCUGCCUGUGUGUGGAGAUAUCAAGGUGGAAUUCUUCCAUAAACAAAAUAAAAUGAUGAAGAAGGAGAAGAUGUUCCACUUCUGGGUGAACACGUUCUUCAUCCCUGGACCAGAGGAGAACUAUGAGAAGAUGGAGAACGGGGGUCUGGUGAAGGACCUGGACAGCCUCCCGCCGGCAGAGAAGGGCGAGAAUGACAGGGAUUACCUCAUCAUGCCGCUGACCAAGAAUGACCUUGACAAGGCCAACAAGGACAAGGCUAACAGAUACUUCUCGCCGAACUUCAAGGUGAAGCUGUACUUCACAAAGACGGUGGAAGAGCCGUCCAACUCUGAGGCCAGCACCUCCACGUCAGUCACGCCGGACGCUAGUGACAAUGAGCCGGACCAUUACCGAUACUCGGACACCACGGACUCUGACGCUGAUAACGAACCCUUCGACGAGGAGCAGCAGAUAACGAAAGUCUGAAUAUUUUUUAUGGGGGAAAUAACCGAAAAAUAAACAUGCAUACAAAGAGACAUAUAUACACACAAAAAAACCCUGAACGUUUGAAAAAAGGAGAAAACUUGAAUAUGAACUGAAAAAGCAAGUACCUUUUUUUUUCUUCUUUUUUUCUUUUCCAGACUGAGGUAGUUUGUCACAAGAAAAUGGCCACUGGUUUGUAGGGACAAUAAUCUCGACCAAUCACUCUUCAUUUCCUGCUUUUUUGGUUGUUUGUUUGUUUUCUUUUUUAUUUUUACUUUUUGUCCCAUUUCGCUCAUGUGCAAGUAUGGACACCGGCUCUCAGUCAUAAAGGUUCACUAGCUAUUAUGUACAUAAUGUCACGUGGUUGUGGUUGGGGGUGGGAGUGGGGGGGGGGGGACUAAUCACGCAAUCAGGAGAUGGGAGAUCAGGGGCCGGGAGACAACUCAGUCAAAACAAAGCUACAACUCGCUGCUCCGUCUCCUUUCCAUGCCAAGGCCAGUGCUCCAUGAGCUCUCUCUUUCUCUCUCUCUCUCGCUCUAUCUCUCUCUCUCUCUCUCUCAUGUGCGCUCUAUCGCUCGUUCUUUUUUUUUCUCUCUCUUUGUUUCUCCCCUCCCCCUUUCUCUCUUCUUGUCCAUGUCCAAACUAUACGCAACAGGACAGAGUGCAGCAAGUAAACACAAUCUCUUUCAGAUUGUUUUCAUCAGAAACGGCAAUAUGUAAAUGGACAGCUCUGACUGACCAUUAUUUUCUGUAUUUUUGACUGUGUCAUAUAGCCUAGUUAGUAGCAGUAGUUUCUGGCUUUGUUUGAUCGUGUUAACCUUUCCUGUAUUUUCUUCUGACCUAGUCGAAGAACACAGGGGAGCCGAAAUCUCUGUAGCUUCGGGGCUAACCCCAUUUCCCUCUAUCUGAAAUUGGUUAGCAAAUUCAGAUUCAGUUUGCACACUGGAUCGAGUGUAUAUAUAUAUAUAUAUAUAUAUAUAUAUUCGACAUUAAAGAUGGGUCGCUAUCCAAAAGGUAUCUUGUGUGCAUGGCUAUGUACGCGUUUGGCUGCGUGCAUAAACGCCGAAGCAAUUUUUCUCGGCUCGAGGUGCUACUCCAAAAAUGUCUUCAAGGUUGGCAGGUCUGAUGUCUUGCUGUAGUCCCACGUGGAACUGAGAUCUCAGGACGGUAGAGCGCACUUGCUGCCCGUUACUUAACAUGAUUGCGUAUAGGUAGGACAUAUGGUGUCAACGCUCACCCUGUCUUUGCCCUUCUUUCUUCUCUUUUCCUCUCUUCUUUUCUUCUUUUUUUUUUCUCCCCCACUCUUCCCCAACACGCCUACUGUGAACGCCUUCUCAUGCUGUUAGCAGACUCGCGCAAGUCUUCAGUCUGUUUCACCAGGUCACUAUUCUGAUUGACAUUGUGAUACUACGAUUGAUAUUAUUUUUGGUAUUAUUAUAAUAAUGAUAACAAUGAUAAUAGUGGGGAUUUUAUUUUUUAAGGCUCCAUGACGUUUGAACAGUGUCCAUUCCUUCUACAGUGGUCUUUUUUUCUUUGUUCACUUCAGGGCAGAAAAACAGUGACCCAUGUAUGUCUUUUUUUUUUUAUUAUUAUUAUUAUUAUUAUUAUUAUUAUUUCUUUUUGUUUUGUUUUUAAAUAUUAAGGUAAUAACUAUAAUACACAAAACAGCAGGGAAACCAGUGUUGCAAUAAUGUUGACACUUAUAGUUAAUUGAGGAAAGUGUGCAUGUUAUUGAAAUUAGAACCCUUGUCGUUUUAAUAAAUUAUAUACAUGGUCUCUUUCUCAUGAAAAGAAAACUGUCUCCAGUGUCGGUCAGAGUUGAUUGUAUUUAGCUAGGAGGCACAUUGGCAGCAACCUCUUAUUUUUAAGGAUUUAUGCAGGUAUGCCCAUUUUUCGGCAGGUCGUUAUUUGGUUAGUGGAAAGGCUUUUAAAAUUAUUAUUUGUAAGACAGCCCCCUCCACCAAAUGAUUCACAUAGUUUUUUGUGUUUGGGUGUCUCUCUCUCUCUCUCUCUCUCUCUCUCUC
Molecule: messenger RNA, 3998 nt
Organism: Alosa sapidissima (American shad)
Lineage: Eukaryota; Metazoa; Chordata; Actinopteri; Clupeiformes; Clupeidae
Gene: ptenb
Product: phosphatase and tensin homolog B
Exons: 10
Coding region: 706-1977 (423 amino acids)
Biological process (GO): phosphatidylinositol 3-kinase/protein kinase B signal transduction; protein dephosphorylation; regulation of phosphatidylinositol 3-kinase/protein kinase B signal transduction
Cellular component (GO): cytosol; plasma membrane; nucleus
Molecular function (GO): phosphatidylinositol-3,4,5-trisphosphate 3-phosphatase activity; protein tyrosine phosphatase activity; inositol-1,3,4,5-tetrakisphosphate 3-phosphatase activity
Source: RefSeq, a predicted model, not a curated record